UCCCUUAGAUUUAUUGGGGGGGGGGAAGGGAAAGAGCGAAAAUCUACUGUAUCACUUCUUGUAUCCAAGUUCGAAACUUUCAUCGGCUUCCAUGAUUCUUUCAAAACAGAAAACGAUACCAAUUCGCAGCUAUUUCAAUCUCUCACAUUAUCAACAUUACAGAACUUGGGAUUUAAAGAAACCUAGGACCCAAACCAGCAGCCACCAGAAGCCUCAAAAUUUUACACGAAGGCGCCGAAGAUCAAUACCAUUUGUGAUCAGUGUGAAGGAAGUACAAGACCCGGAUAAGGCUUUGUCUCUCUUUCACGAGUAUCACCAAAUGGGAUUUAAACAUGAUUAUCCUUCAUACUCUGCUCUCUUGUACAAGCUUGCUCGUUCUCGCAAUUUCGAGGCUGUUGAAAAAGUUCUGGGAUAUUUACAGGAUAAUAAUGUUAGAUGCAGGGAAGCGUUGUUCAUCGCUUUGUUUCAACAUUAUGGAAAAGUCCAAUUAGUAGAUAAAGCAAUUGAGCUUUUCAAUAGAAUGACGGAUUUUAACUGUAUCCGCAGUUCUCAAUCAUUCAAUGCUUUGCUAAAUGUUCUUGUUGAUAAUGAUAGGUUAGUUGAUGCGAAGGAGUUUUUUGAUAGGUCUGCUAAAAUGGGUUUUCGUUUGAAUUCGGUUCCUUUUAAUAUAAUGAUAAAAGGGUGGCUGGAGAAGGGUGAUUGGGGUGAAGCUUGCAAGGUAUUUGAGGAAAUGCUUGAGAGAAAAGUGGAACCCACUCUUGUUACAUAUAAUAGUCUUAUAGGGUAUUCUUGUAGAAAUAGGGACUUAGAUAAAGCGAAGAAUUUGUUUGAGAACAUCAUUCAGAAUGGGAAACACCCGAAUGCAGUAACAUAUGCUUUGAUGAUGGAGGGUUUGUGCUCUAUGGGUGAGUAUAAGGAGGCCAAAAAGAUGCUGUUUGAUAUGGAAUACAGAGGGUGUAAACCAAAACCUGUAAAUUUUGGCGUCUUGUUGAAUGAUCUUGGGAAAAGGGGGAAGAUUGAGGAGGCUAAGUCUUUGGUCCUUGAAAUGAAGAAGAGGCGGUUCAAGCCAGAUGUUGUAACUUAUAAUAUAUUGAUAAAUUACCUUUGCAAAGAGGGUAGGGUGGUCGAGGCUUAUAAGGUUUUGUUUGAAAUGCAAAUUGGAGGUUGUGAGGCUAAUGCAGCUACUUACAGAAUGUUGGUUGAUGGAUUUUGCCAGGUUGGAGAUUUUGAGGGAGGUUUGAAAGUUCUUAAUGCAAUGUUGACAAGUAGGCACUUUCCACGCGUUGAAACUUUUAAUUCUUUGGUUGUUGGCCUGGUAGAGUCUGGAAAUAUUGCUGGUGCUUGCUUUGUCUUGGAGGAAAUGGUGAAGAAAAAGAUGAUAUUAGAUUCUGAAGGUUGGGAAGCUCUUAUUAAGGAUUCCUGUGGCAGAGAUGGUGGUGCUGGUGAACUUGUAAAUAAACUCCUGAUCUCAGCUGCAUAAUCGUCACUGAGGGGAGAAAUAGCUGUACAAGGUAACUGGAAACAGUUUCAAACUGACUUGGAUUCUCACUUCAUGUAGGGUUAUAAAACUAUAAUUCAUUAUUUGGAUACUCAACUGGAUUUGCAAAUCUGAUAAUGUGGGAAAUGUAUGGAGGUUUUUACUUCAGUUGAACAUACAGCCAUGUCCUUUGUUUGAUUUUGGUUGUGGUUGCAUUUGAACACAGAAGAAAGCUGGUCUGUAUUUUGGUCGGUCAUGUAGCGGGCUUUCAUUUUGUGAUAUCCAAUGUAAGACAUGGGAGAAACAAAAGAGGAUGACAAUUUGAAGAUUUUGUAACUGCUGACAGAUUGUUCACUUUCAAAGCUCUGUUCUUUAAUCACUGACUUUUCGGGAAACAGUGAUCAAGGUAGCCAUUUUUGGUUCUAAUAAGCAUAAUGGCCGAUAGGUUGUGUAACAUGAAACUGCAAGUGGCUGAAUUGCUUUGUUUCUGAUCCUGAGAUACUAUACAAAGAAGUUGCACGUUUUGGUCUAUGCAUGAAGCCAAUGACAGUGAUGAGAAGUUCUCAGGUUCUUUUGUGAAUCAAGCAAUUGAAAAUCAAGAACUCUAAAAGCCUGUGUCCGAUAUGGGAUUUUUUUUUUCUCUGUGAGAGCAGUGGAAAAUUAUUACCUAAGAUGGAAAUUUGUAUAUCUUUGCUCACAUGUGAGAUGAAGAGCAUAAACUUCUAUCACUAUUAUCACUUUUCAAGGUUAAUUAACAGAGGAGAUUAAAAACUUUUGCAAUUUGUCAAUUUUGAAUUGUUUCAAUUGUAUGCAGCUUGUAAAUAACUGAGAGAUCUAUGCUUGGACAAAACAUUGAGCAGGACCUCCUCCAAAGUGCAGCAGUUUCGUUCACUUUCAGCUUAUUGUUCCACAAAAAUGAAGCAGGUGAUGUCCAAGUUGUGUGCUUUUUUUAAAAAAAAAAAGAAACACGAUAGCUAAUUUUUUAUUGAAAAAAUUACUAUUUAGUCUCUAUGUUAUGGAAAAACUUGUUAGUUAGUUCAUCUGUAUUGAAAA
This is a messenger RNA of Manihot esculenta (cassava), 2530 nucleotides long. RefSeq names its product pentatricopeptide repeat-containing protein At1g07740, mitochondrial. Lineage: Eukaryota; Viridiplantae; Streptophyta; Magnoliopsida; Malpighiales; Euphorbiaceae. Bases 92 to 1480 code for a protein of 462 amino acids. Gene Ontology annotation, molecular function: protein binding. The transcript has a single exon. The record is from RefSeq and is a predicted model, not a curated record.